Molecule: messenger RNA, 6639 nt
Organism: Leptonychotes weddellii (Weddell seal)
Lineage: Eukaryota; Metazoa; Chordata; Mammalia; Carnivora; Phocidae
Source: RefSeq, a predicted model, not a curated record
AUGUCGCCCCUUAAUUUGUUUCAGACUCUUGAACCCUGUUUUCCAGGAACCCGAAUCAUUUAUGAUCGAAAGUUUCUGUUGGAUCGUCGCAAUUCUCCUAUGGCUCAGACCCCGCCCUGCCAUCUGCCCAAUAUCCCAGGGGUCACCAGCCCUGGCACCUUAAUCGAAGAUUCCAAAGUAGAAGUAAACAAUUUGAACAACUUGAACAAUCAUGACAGGAAGCAUGCAGUUGGGGAUGAUGCUCAGUUUGAGAUGGACAUCUGACCGUCCCGCAGGAGCAGCAGGAAAGCAGCAGUGCUGAGGCUGUAUACACCGGAUUGGGCCCAUCGGAUCAACAGUGAACGGACAGAGGGGCAGCCAGCAGUCCCAUUGCAGCCCCCGAGACCUCCUCUUCCUUCCUCUGGGUGCCAAAUGAUGCGAAGAUGAGCUUCAUCUGACCAUUUCCCCUCCCUGUUUCCUGUCCCCCUUCCCAGUUACACAGAGUUGAUCCAAGAUCCUUGGCAUAUUUCCGUAGACCUAAGCAGCCCACAGAGGAAAGCAGUUAAACUCUGGCUUCCGUAGUCAUUUUACAGUUGAGAAAACCUGUCCUCCCCCCACCCCCCAUUUUUUAAAAAUCCCAAAUCAAAUAUCAACCUGCCAACAAUUGCCUGGCUGGGAAGUCUGGGGAAGUGACACAGAGGUGUGGUGGGUUCAGCAUUGUCCGUGUCCUGACCCUCUGUCUGCCCUCCCUGUCUCCCACCUGUGGUUCAGAGCUGUAAGAGUCUGGAUGUCGGGUCUUCACAGCCAUCAGAGGGCAAUGGUAAUGGAGAGGAGAGCCACUCUCCCUCGUACCCUGAGCUGUUUGUCCUUCAGGCCAGAGUGCAGUUUGUACAGCUCUGCUAGCAUCACCCUGCGACGUUUUCUGAGGUCCACUUCCCCUCCUUCCUCUGGCAGGGGUGUCUUCUGUCUUUGAUAUUUGAGCGCCGCUUCCCAGUCCUUCACUUAGCACAUCUGUGCAGAAAGGUGUGAGCCCCACCUGAGGGGGGAGUCCUUGGGAAGCAGCAGAGCUCUCCUCUCCUCCUUCCUCCCUGCUAGUGCCCUGUUGCCCGCCAUCCCCUUGUACCUGAGCCACCAGGGUGAUUCUGCCGCUCCCCGCUCCCGCAACAGGCCUACCCAAGCGACAGGCACUUGGGGGGAGGCCUGGUUCAUAGCGUUCUGCCGGGUGACCCCGAAGAAUGACCUGGGGAGCGUGCUGAACCAGGUGGGUACUCAGACUCAGUAGUCCUUGCUUUCUAGUCCACCGAGCUUUGGGAUAAUCAUUGUCUCUGAUGGCAGUGUCUUAUAGUUUGAGUUUAAAAGGUGACUUUCAGAAUGCUCUUAGAAAAGAACCAAACUUUUUUCCUUUGUAGACCUGCUGAGGCUCCUGGGAUAGAUAAGCAUGGGCUCGAAAGUGGGUUCUCCCCAUUGUCUUGCCUUCCCCAUCGUACUCGUUGUCCCUCUCCCUCCCUCCCUCCCUCCCACCUUCUCUCUGCCAGGCCAUUUUUCAAAUACACAUCAAAGAUACCUCAAGUGUUGGUAUCUGAUAAUAUCUCACUCCUCUUAUCUGAGGAGUGAUCUUUUAUUUUUAAGAUGACUACAGACCUAUUUUUAGAUAUGUUUUCAAUACGAUUUUGAACAGCAACUUUUUAAUUACACAUCUUCCGGUGUUAGGAAGGUGAGAAAUGUCCAUGGGCGAGUCUGCUGCUCCCUGUCACCAUCCUUUGUCUCCCUGAGUCCCUGACGAGCUCUUUGCUUCUCCCUCUAGUUUUGGGUGUGCAUGUUUGCAGUUUGUAGUGGGUGGUGUGUCAAACUGGACCAUUCUGCCUUGCCAUGGCUUGUUUACGAGCGCCUCGUUCUUUCCCUCCCCGUUUGCUUUUUCAUGCGCCCCCUCACCCUCCCGACUAUUGACUGGCACAAUAAUCCCGGGAGAGUGACCACCUUGUAGAAAGACUAACACCUCUGUCCUCAUAGAACGACAAGUAAAGUAGCCGCUGGUGUCCUGGGAAUUUCUGGUCGCAUUUGGUGCCCUGAACCCUCUCAUUAAGAGACCACAUCCCAGGGUGAGAGUAACAGGCCAUCUGGCUAGGAAAGAAAGCUGUUUGUUUUUCUUUUGAACUAUGAAAAGACCCUGUUUAUGAACACAUUUUAGACAGAAGAGAGGAAGGCUGUCCAAGGAACUUUGUUCUGUUUUCUACUACAAAAUGUGAAUAGUACAAAGAGUGAACCUUCUGUGAUGGUUGAUGUUUCUCAGGAAUAAGCUGGAUCUCCAAAAUUUGGGGGAUGCUUUCAGUCUCAAAAAUCGAUGAUCAAAAAAAAUAUUUCCUUGUUUGUUUGUGUAAUGUAUCCCUGUUCUGAUUUUAAUUAAACUCCCAAAUUUCGCUUUCCAUACUCUUGGAAAAAGUUCAGUUGCACCGUCAUUUGCAUGAGAAGCUUGCUCAGGACCCCUUUGUCCCCUGGGAGCUUGAUUCUUUGGGCAUGAGACUUCUCGUUCUUCAUAGCUGGCUUUGGCAUUCAUGGAACCUGGUUCCAACUCCAGGUAGUCGAGCAGUGAGCAGAAGAGCGCCUCUUCUUGAUCUUUGUUGCUGCACUUGAAAAUCUGGCCUCGCUGAACAGCGGGGAAUGGAUUUAAAACAUGCCAGCUUGAGUGAUGUCAAGGCGCCAUUUUCCCCUUUUCUGCCAUCUUGGGAAAUCUCUGCACACGGUUCCCUAAUCGGAGGCCAUUUUUCUAGUUUUUGCCGGGAGUGUCAGCCGUAUGAUACAGCAGCAGCCUGCUCCUUCAGUCUUCUCUGCAAGGCCCUCCUUACUGGUUGGUGUCCUUUCCUAGAGGCCACUGCUAUGAGAGAUGCUUUGACCUCCAUGAACCUGCAUUUUAAAGAUCGUUUCACAAGGCAACAGAUUAACUUGUAACAGAUGACACCUUUGUGCCAUGCCUCAAGAAUGAUUUUUUCAGGGCGAGCCAGAUCCAGAAGAAUGAAUAAUCUCUCCUGGCUUUCUCUUGGGGAGGGAGAACCCUUAGGGGACCAUCUGAGUGAGAUGGUUCUUAAAAUCUUAGUGAUCAUUUGCUCUUUUUAUGAGGAAACCAUGUUUCUGAACCUCUGAGGACAGUCCAUCUUGGUGGAAAUGACCUCGUUCCUCCAAAUUCCAGCAGGAGACACGCGUUGUCUUGGUCUGUCUGUACAGUAUGGUUUGCUGAGACCACCACGUCUUCAUAUUCUGUUUAAAUAGCUGAACGUCCUCAGGAGCACCCUGUCAAGCAGCUGGCUUCUUGGUAUUGGGCUGUCAAGCCCGGAAUUCUGUCAUCCCACCUGUAUUAGUUAUCUUCUGCUGUGUGACAGAUUACCCCCAAACUUGAAAUCUUGAAAGAGCAAAUGUUUUCUGUCAGCUUCUGGAGGUUAGGAAUCGGGAAGCAGCUUAGCAUGAUGGUUCUGGCACAGGGUCGCCGGAAGUUGCCAUCAGGAUGUCGGUAGGGUCUGCAGUCAUCUAGCUAGGGCUGGAGAACCCACUUCUACGUGCACUGUGGCUUGUUGGUGCGUUCUCUGCAUAUGGGUCUCUGUGUAGAGCAGCGCGAGCGUCCUCAUACCAGGACAGCUGGCUCCCCCCGGAGCAGGUGACCCCAGGGAGAGGGCAAGAAGGAGUCUGCAGUGCCUUCCGUGACGGCCUCUGAAAGCACACACCAUCACCUCUUCCCUAUUGUGUCCCUUAGAAACAAGCUCCUAAGCCCGGCCGACACACAGGGGAGGGCAGUGACACCCACCUGUGAGGGGAGCAGUAUCAAAGAAUGUGAGGAUCUAUCUUAAAAUCACCUCACCCCCUACAGAGGAUAAAGUCAGUCCAACAGGGGGGUAGGUUAAACUAGAUAACACAAAGAGAUGUUGCUACUGCAUCUCCAAACUGAAUAGAAGACAGACACUCUUCUCUUUCCCCAAAGUCAGCUGCUGGUUUGGAGAGUGGUGGCAAGAAAUGACGAUUCCCAAGAGAAUAAAAAGAGCUCUACGUUUGCCUGGCUACCAGCAGUGCAAGGAUGCUUCGGGGCGAGUCCUAGGCUUUGUGUCUCUCAGACUCCGCACCACGUCUUUGCAUCUCCGUGAGCCAGGAACUGAAAGGGAAUUGGAUCCUUCUAACUCAGCCACUAAAGCGGACCUAAUUGGAGUCAGGGUUGUUAAGGCAAAGGAAGAAAUGUGAAUGAGAUGUUGGGUUACCGGGCUGAAUGAAAGCUUCACGGUUCGGAUUCAGGGUGAAGUAGAUGAUUGCAUCUGGAAGCCAGGCCCCUGUCAGAGUCCAGGUGUUGGUACCUGGUCUCUGCAGCCAUACGAGCUGAAACAGAUUUGGGUCGGGUGGCUCACCCAAGAAGCCACUUCUCAGUUCAGUAGGGGACAUCUGGGAAUUAGAAAUGUCUGUCGGUGCUUGAUUGCACCUCUAAAUCCAGUGUGUGUCUUACCUGGGUGCCCGCCUCAGGCCGGGCUUCCUGAUAGAGAUGUGUCUUAAAGAGAGCCGGUCAGUCGAACACAUUCCUAGGGAGCAUCUCCUGGGCGUCUGGCGCCCAUGCCCAGCCAUGUUUUAGAGACUCGAGACAUCUUCAAGAUGCACGUUCCUGUCUGGCUUUAUGCUCUGCCUCUUCUCUGGCCCUGCUUGGUGGAGUGUGCACUUGACUAAGAAGCAUUGCUGCUGAGGCAGCCGUAAGAACAAGGGCACUUCCUCCACGAGUAAGGACUCCUCUUCACAGCACUUUCCCAUGGCUUGUCUUUUUCCUUCUGCUUUUGAGGCAGUCACAAUAGAUGGUCUUUCGUUUUGCGUUUGGGCCCCCAGCUCUUUGGGACCGUCUGACCUUGGUGCGGACAGCUGCGGCAGCACGAAGCCUGCUGCCUGGGUGGCUUGUCCCCAGAGCCCGCCAUUCAGCCGGCGCACGACCCACGUGCCAUCGAGGCAGCUGGUAGGAGGGGCUCAUUGUGCUGCAGCAGGACCCCAGAAACGGGCUCUUUACUCUUUCUCCCCUUCUUGGAUAUUCGAUGGCGUGUCAAGCAUCUUGGCUGCUUGAAGCCAGGGCCCCGGGCCCUUUGAGUUCUCCCGCAGAGAGGCGGUCCACUGCCUCUCCAUCUGGGCCGGAACUUGCCGGUCGAGGCAUGUUUCUGGACUACAGGCACAGCAGCUGUCUAUUAAUCUGCGAAACCCAAUCACUUACCCACCCAUGACAUCUGGGACCGGGUAAUCAUUUUAAAGAAGCACGGUUUUUUUGGGAGGGCAGUUUCUGUCUGGACUUGGAAAGGGGUGUGGUUAACCGCGCCUCCCCAUUCCUGUGUCCUAACCUCCCCAUUCCUGUGUCCUAACCUCUCAGCUUUUAAUAAAGGAUGAAAUCAGAUCUUGAGGCAACUGGGUCACAAUUCUUUUGAAUGCUUAUUCCCCAGGGGCAUUUCCUGUUCUAGUAAGGAUUUUCCAGUUUAGCACUGAGGUUUCCUUGAGGCUAGCUCAGGAAUUUCUUACAAAAGACUAAGGAGAUGGAUACAAACUUAUUUUUUCAAGCAAUCAUUCAUGUCUCCUUUCCCACCCUCUGGAAUUUAAAUUUCAUUCUCUGGGCUGGUCCUAGAAGUGAAUACCUUGUGGCAAAACUAGAUUUAAGAGGUCUCUUGAGUUCAUACAUCCUUUCCUCUGCACCUAUUCAGAUGGUCUGUGGGUUCUCUUUGCUUAACAACUCUGCCUGCAGCCUGGGCCAACCACACGGUAUGGAUGGCCGGGGGAAAUGUUGCCGAGGUGAAACACAGUUCCCUGAGUAUUUAAAUUCUUACUCUGCCACCUUUCUAAGUGUAGGGGGCUAACCGAUGCUGCAAUGCUUGAUAAUCAUGUGGCCACGCUGAAAUUUCCAAAGGGAGCUCUCGCCGGUGCUUACCCCCCAAAUUCCUGGACACUUCUAACAGAGAGAGUUCCAUGAUUCUAGCCCAGAAUAGCCAGUCUUGCCCCCGGUGUAUCCCCUUCCUCUCCAUCUUAAUCUUGAAAAACAAAAAACCAAGCCCAGGCCAAGGGUAAGUUUUACUUGAAACCAGGAGGGUGGGGAGGAACAUGAGCUAAGGACGAGUUGUCCGAGUAAGCCAUCCUGCUCCUGGUGGCCGUGGCCAAACCACUGAGUCCCAUGAGCCAGUGCCUUUCCCUCCCCCAAAGAGGGAGCCCGCCUCUUCCCACCUGGGUACCCCAGGGGCAAGCCUCAAAGGAGGCAUCUUGGAGAGCCCAGAGGACACUCACAUGCCUAGGGGUCCAUUUUAAGCAUCUUUAAGAUAUUUUCUGUAUAAAACAAAUGCCCUUCCCUGUCUUCGUGCCGCCAGUGGCCCAGUUCCAUCCACUGAACGGAAAAGUGGAGACUGCCGUUACUUCUUUGGUCUUCCCUUCGUCCCCUUAGACGUGGUCGCCCCCCGCCCCUCCCGUCCAUUUCACCAUCGUGGAUGGAGAGCGGAGGACACCAUGCGGUCUUGAGGCAGUCCCGUGUGAAUCCGUGAUCACUUUUGUUGGUGUUUGUUUUUUGGUUUUUUUUUUGGUAACUGUCCUAAACCAGCAGGUGUUUGGAAAUUAGGGAAAAAUUAAAUUCUCACCAAUGGUUGCUGUUACAGUUAAAUCAAUAAAGAUCUUGAGUAUCAA